Messenger RNA from Exophiala spinifera, 624 nucleotides. RefSeq lists its product as uncharacterized. Gene Ontology annotation, biological process: cellular response to oxidative stress. The transcript has 2 exons. Bases 1 to 624 code for a protein of 207 amino acids. NCBI's taxonomy places the organism in Eukaryota, Fungi, Ascomycota, Eurotiomycetes, Chaetothyriales, Herpotrichiellaceae. The record is from RefSeq and is a predicted model, not a curated record.
AUGGCCUCGGCGGACAACUUCAUCUCCGCAACCGAGACCCGCCUUUCUUGCUACACGCUGACCAACAAGUCACCCAUCUCAGACUCGCGUAUCCAUGAAAUCGUGAACGCGACGAUCAAGAGCGCCCCAUCUGCAUUUAACGUCCAGUCCGCACGGGCCGUCAUAUUGUUGAAACAAGACCACGAAAAGAUCUGGGACAUCGGAGACGCGUGUCUGAAAAAGGCCAUGCCGGAAGCGGCGUAUCAGAGUCUGGCGCCAAAGAUCCAGGGCUUCAAGAACGCCUACGGGACGAUUUUGUUCUUCGAAGACCAGGCUGCUCUGGAUACGUUGAAGAGCAAGAACCCCGGCAUUCAGCAUGUCAUUCCAGAAUGGGCACAGCAUUCCAGCGGUAUGCACCAGUUCAUUGUCUGGACGGCACUUGAGCUUGAAGGACUCGGCUGCAACCUGCAGCAUUACAACUUUAUGCCGGCGUUCAGUGAACAGGUCAGAGAGACAUGGAAGUUGCCCGAGACUUGGGAGCUUCACUGUCAGCUCGUCUUUGGUCAGCCGAAGGAUGGAUUGACGAGGAGUCGUGAGCGGACGUAUUUGCCCUUGGAAGACCGGGUGAAGGUUUUCGGCUCGUGA